Molecule: messenger RNA, 1307 nt
Organism: Striga asiatica
Lineage: Eukaryota; Viridiplantae; Streptophyta; Magnoliopsida; Lamiales; Orobanchaceae
Source: the annotation of a GenBank genome assembly
UGGAGAUGCCCUAAAAAUCCUAAUCGCGCCUAUAAAAUAGCACCGCAAAACCCUGUCCCUCCCGUAAACCUAUCACGACAAUCUUGUUGACACACUUCUUCACUUACAGAGCAGACAUGGUUGCCAGAACUCCAACCAGAGGAGGCCGUGGCGGUGGUAGAGGAGGAAGGGGAGAUGGAAGUGGAAGAGGAGGUUUUACUGGUGGAAGAGGUGGUUUUGGUGGCAGGGGAGAUAGCGCCAUGAAGAGAGGCGGCGGAAGAGGCGGAAGGAGAGGUGGUCGCGGCGGUGGCAGGGGUGGAAGAGGAGGAAUGAAAGGAGGAAGUAAGGUUAUAGUUGAGCCACACAGACACGACGGUGUUUUUAUUGCAAAGGGGAAAGAGGAUGCGCUCUGCACAAAAAAUAUGGUUCCUGGUGAAGCUGUUUACAAUGAGAAGAGGAUCUCUGUUCAGAAUGAAGAUGGAACUAAAGUUGAGUACAGAGUAUGGAAUCCUUUCCGAUCGAAGUUGGCCGCUGCAGUUCUUGGCGGAGUUGAUAACAUUUGGAUUAAACCUGGUGCUCGUGUGCUUUACCUCGGUGCUGCUUCUGGAACCACUGUUUCUCAUGUUUCUGACAUUGUUGGCCCUGAAGGGGUGGUUUAUGCUGUUGAAUUUUCUCACAGAAGUGGAAGGGAUUUGGUGAACAUGGCUAAGAAAAGGACUAAUGUUAUUCCCAUUAUUGAGGAUGCAAGACAUCCUGCAAAGUAUAGGAUGCUUGUUGGCAUGGUUGAUGUCAUAUUUUCUGAUGUUGCGCAACCUGACCAGGCACGGAUAUUGGCCCUGAAUGCAUCCUACUUCUUGAAAGCUGGAGGCCACUUUGUUAUAUCAAUCAAGGCGAACUGCAUUGACUCCACUGUACCAGCUGAGGCUGUAUUUGCCCAGGAAGUUAAAAAGUUGCAGCAAGAUCAGUUCAAACCUGUUGAACAGGUUACAUUGGAACCUUUUGAACGAGACCAUGCUUGUGUCGUUGGUGGCUAUCGUGUGCCUAAGAAACAAAAGGCCGCAACCUAAACCUCCUUUUUCUUAGCAUAGUUGAUGUAAUGUGCUUUUCUUCUCUUUUGGACCUCGUUAUUUAGAUCUUUCUAGUUUGCAAUAUUUUCCUUUCAAAAAAUUUCGUUUUGUGAAUUUAGUAGUCAAUCCAUUAGAAGUAGUGCAAAGUGCCGACAAAUAGAAAUUUUGGAGACCUGAUGUCAUAUGAAGAGUUGUUCGUCAUUUUUCAUAUAUUCGGAAUAUUUUGUCACGUUUUUAUAUGAUGUUUAAUAUUCCCGCCUA